Messenger RNA from Danio aesculapii, 8244 nucleotides. It is a transcript of the gene dop1b, whose product is annotated as DOP1 leucine zipper like protein B. Gene Ontology annotation, cellular component: trans-Golgi network; endosome. The record is from RefSeq and is a predicted model, not a curated record. Gene Ontology annotation, biological process: Golgi to endosome transport. Bases 221 to 7159 code for a protein of 2312 amino acids. The transcript has 39 exons. NCBI's taxonomy places the organism in Eukaryota, Metazoa, Chordata, Actinopteri, Cypriniformes, Danionidae.
UGGUGGAAAUCAGCUGAGCGAUUCAAUUCUAGCUGCUCUCAGCUUUGAAUUUUAGCAUGACGCCUCUGUCCUUUCUUCCGCUGGCUUUUUACUGCUUUUAAAACUGUCGAUUUAUUUAAAUUCAUUUGGUUUAUUUGGCACGAAAUCCUGUGGUCUGUCGACCAUCCUGGUUUGCUGCAGUGGACAGAUGCUGAGCAUGCUGGGACAUGACUGAGGCGUGAUGGAUCCAGAAGAAGCCGAGCUUCAGAAUGACUACCGUUACCGAAGUUAUGCAGCCGUCAUUGAGAAGGCGCUGCGAAACUUUGAGUCAUCUAGUGAAUGGGCCGAUCUCAUUUCAUCACUGGGAAAACUCAACAAGGCUCUCCAGAGUAAUCUAAAGUACUCUCUGUUACCGCGCCGGCUGAUCAUUGGAAAGCGUCUGGCUCAGUGUUUGCAUCCUGCCCUGCCCAGCGGUGUCCAUCUCAAAGCACUUGAGACCUAUGAGGUCAUCUUUAAAAUCAUUGGCACAAAAUGGCUUGCGAAGGAUCUCUUCAUAUACAGCUCAGGCCUGUUCCCAUUGCUGGGUCAUGCAGCGAUGUCUGUAAAGCCCGUUCUGUUGACUCUGUACGAGAGGUACUUCCUGCCCCUUCAGAGGGCACUGCUACCCAGCCUGCAGGCCUUUAUCAUGGGCCUGCUGCCUGGACUGGAGGAGGGAGCAGAGGUCUAUGACAGGACGGAUGCCUUGCUUGUGAAGCUGUCAGUGUUGGUGGGUCAGUCUGUGUUUUAUGGGGCACUGUGGGGUUCAGUGCUCAUUUGUCCUCUGGUGCGGCUGCCAGCUUCACUCUUCAUCGUUGCACAUUUUGACCACUCAAUCACAGCUAAAGAACAGAAAUUUAUGCUUGGGACAGAUCACAGACUAGUGGUGAAAGCUGUUUGUCUUGCUUUACAAGACUCUAAUGUUCUGGUCCAGAGGAACACGCUGGAAAUCCUUCUCUACUUCUUCCCCUUCACGACCUUCCAGGAUCCUGGCGAGUGUGCAAUUCCAUUAAAGCAAGAUGAGAUGAUCAGUGUUGUGUCUGCAGCCUCACUCACACUGCUCAGGAGAGACAUGUCUCUCAACCGGCGCCUCUAUGCAUGGAUGCUCGGCUUGGACAUUAAAGGAGGAAUGGGGGCUGCAGACUCCAGUCACUACAGCACUGUGGAGGAAUACACUGCAUUCUACUUUAAUACACAUUCCAGAGAAUUACUGGUGCAGGCUCUGGUGAAUAUUCUGAAGCAGAAAGAUAUCGAGGCUAACCCUGACAACCUGAUAGAUUAUCUCAGGCCGUUUCGCAUCAUCAUUAGCCUGCUGGACAAAUCAGAGAUAGGGCCUUUGGUGUUGUCUGAUGUGUUGCUGGAGGUGGUCAGAGCGUUUUACAGCUACUGUAUAGUGAUGCUGGGAGACAACGGUAACAACACCAGCCUCACUGGCAGCCAACUCAACAGUAAAAUCAAGGAGAAUAAGAACUCCUCGGAGAUAAUAAAGACUGUCAAUAUGCUUGUGAGCGCCAUGAGCAGCAAUUUUCUCUGGGACUACAUGACAAGACACUUCCAAAUCUGUCUCAGCUCACUGAGCGAUCCAACUGAAAAGAGUCCAUCUAAAUCCUGGAGCAGCCCCUCGUCAGUGACUGAACUCUCCACACUUAUUAUCUUCUUGCUGGAUGUUAUUCCUUUGGAACUCUACCCAGAGAUUCAAACGCAAUACCUGCCACAGAUGUUGGGCAACAUGUUGCAGUCGCUACGUAGUCACAUGACUUCUCUCAGCCUUUCAGAACUUACGCAGGCCACGAGGGCGUGUUUUAAAGUGCUUAGUAAGAUACAGAUGCCAGUGGCUUAUAUGGAUAUGGAGGCCGAAUCACAGACACAAGAUGUUGAACAAACACAGAUUAUGAUGACGGGCAACAACAAAGUAAAGGAAAGUGAGCAGGUGGAUGGUAACCAGAAUAGCGGCUCUGCUGAGGAUGGUCUGAAUGGACAUGAGGCACAGGAGGUGGAGGCGGGUGAAGCUCCGUAUCCCCCUUUACGCUCUGAAGACAGUGGAUUAGGGCUGAGCGCGUCUCCGUCUGAACAGCAUCUCCUGCCUGUUCAUAAUGGAAUCGAAAGUGCUUCAGGUGUAAACUCUGAGGCUGAGGACGUGUGGAGAAGAGGAGGAACUAUAGAAAACAUGUCUAAAUGUGUGCAGGACAUACUGGCAUCUCUGAUCACAAGACAUUUGUUAGACAUGGUGGAUCCAGAGAAGAAGAAGAAACAGGAAGAAGCAAAUCAGUUUGAUGCUAAUGCGUCUCCUAAAAGCAGCAAGCGGUCUCCACUGAAACGGAAAGGCAGCCGAGACCUGGGUCUGAUCAAAGACAGGCUUGCAGAGUUCUUCAACCCCAGUAAACUGAGGAUUCAUGCCCUUCACGGGUUAUCUAGAGAAGGGGGUAAAGACCACAGACCUGCACAGUUGGAGUGGAUGGGAAAUUUUCAGUCAAAGAGCAAAGGGGAGAUAUCAGAAUCAUGCCGUCAGGCUUUUACUGUGCUCUGCCAGCUUCUCCUGGAAUGUACGACAUUUCCUGUCUAUUUCACAGAGGAAGAAAAUCAAGAGCUGCACACAUCUAUGUUCAACAAGACAGGGAUUGAUGGAACACUUCCUGAUUGGCUGAGGUCCUUAAUGACUCUGUGUUGCUUGACUAAAGACUACCAGGUGCAACAUAUUGCCAUCUCCUCUUUGCUAGAGAUGAUCAACCACUCUCAGUCUCUAGCACUGGUCAUUCAGGAUAAAAACCAGCGUCAUAGGAACUCUGAUGCAAACCCACUCAGUGGACAGCUCCAAAUGGUCACCCUGCCGCCAGUCUACCCUGUGGUUCUCAAAACUCUGGAGGACUCCACAGACUUCUAUUUGCGUGUAUCUCAGGUGUUGUGGGCUCAGUUAGACACUGAGCGUAAAGAGCAUCAUGUAUCUUGUGUGGAGCUUUUUUAUCGACUUCACUGCUUGGCUCCAUCUGCAUCCAUCUGUGAGGACAUCAUCUGCUUGGGUUUACUGAGCGGGGACAAGGUUGUAUGUCUGGAGGCGCUCCACAGGUUUUCUGUCUUGUGGCACCUGACACGAGAAAUCCAGACCAGUCGUAGCACUUCUCUCAACCGCUCAUUUGACAGGUCUUUAUUUGUGGUACUAGAUAGCUUGAACAAUCAGGAUGGUAGUGUUCGUGCUGCAGCACAGAACUGGUUGGUGCGUGCUCUCUCUCUCAGUGAUGUAGUCCGUAUCUUGGAACCGGUGCUGCUCUUACUGUUGGACCCGAAAACACAGAGAUCACCUAUACAAAGCAUCAAACAGAAUCUUUCUGCUGGUAAUGUAAAGGCACUGAUCUGGCGAGACCGAUCCAUCCCAAAAAGUGCUGGAGACAGCAUGACACCUGGUUGCCAAACAGAAGAAAGCUUUGUGAAUCGCAUAACCAUAGUAGACCGUGAAGCACUGUGGGCGGAGUUGGAACGAGACCCAGAAUUAACACCCCCCGAUUCACCAACAAUUUCCCAGAGUGAGAGUGAAGAGACAGAGGGGGAGGAUGAAGAAGUAGAGGAAGAAGAGGAAAGUGAACACACAGAAUCUGCAGACACCAGCGGUGCUCAGAACUCCACUGAAAACUCCAGCUCAAGCUCCGGCCCUUACUUACAGCGACAUGAGGAUGGCAGUGUGGAAGAGGACGCUGUUCCCAAUGGCCUGCAGAGGGUGGAUUCAGAACGUACACAGGUUUCCGAUUCGCUCUCUAGUGAUGAAGAUGAUGGGCAGUUAGAAGCCAUGGCCAAGACCCGGCAGCUAAAAAGACAGCGGGAGAAACGUGAGGCAGUGGAUUCGCUGUUCCGUCAUGUUCUGCUCUAUAAGCAGCAGUACGAGAGCAGCCAGAUUCUGUACGCCUUCACUAUUUUAGAGACCAUCCUUCGAACAAGUGCAGGGCCGUUUGUGGAGGCUCUUUCCAGUACUUCUCUGGACUGCAGUUCUAUUGCUCAUCUCAACCUCAUCCAGAACCUUCUGCAGAGGCACCGUCAGGCUCAGGAUGGUGGCUGCUUCUAUGGGCAAUUGCAGAGCUCAACUCCACCAAAUGGAGGCACUCCUGAUGCAUCCCAGCCUGCCUUAUCUCCUCUCCAUUCACCUUCUUGUCCGCCAACUCUCCUCCUAGAGCUGCUCACCAGCCUAUGUAUGCGUUACCUCCGCUCAAACUAUCCAUCAUAUGCUAGUGUUCCCACUCGCCAACUCCAAGCCAAUCGAGAGGUGCAGGUAAAAAGCGUGGAGGUGCUGACAGAGUUGAUGAUCCAGUUGGUGAGGGUGGCCCAGCAAAACGGAGACACAAAGGGAACUGCUAGUGUGGAAGCAGUGCGCAACCUUCUUUGGGGAUACAAGGUGCAGCAGUAUGUCCUUCUAACACUUUCUGCCUCCAUGUAUGUCUGCCAGAGAGUAGAUCGGCCUGACCAGCACACAUUGCCAGAAGAAGACCAAGGACAAGACGGAGGAGAGAUCUCAGAGGAGAGCCUUAUCAAUUUUGGCCGGGAUGGGACUUGGGCUGAGCAUCCGCUCCAGAUUGCCCUACUAAAGCUUCUAAAGGUUCUUAUAGUAUUGGAGCAUCAUGUGUGCCCACCACAUACCAAGCCACAAGAACACGAUCAAGGCCAGUCUAACCCACAGCGUCGCGUAGAACCACCGUCCUCUGCUUUGGCACGAGAGUGGCAAACAGCUGUGAUGUUCCAGCAGUCCAUAAAAGCAGUGCGUUAUGUAUCCAGUCAGCCUAUCACCGCCCAGGGCAUGUUUGUGUCUGCAGCCGCUCGGGCUUUGCACCCACAGUAUGGCUGUGCCAUGCACCCAGCCUGGGUCACUCUGCUGUGUGAAGUUCUGCCAUAUUUAGGACGAUCACUGGCCAUCAUUGUAUCACCAAUAAUUGCCCAGAUCUGCAGGAACUUUGAUGAGCUUGUUAAACAGCACGAGCAUGAUGGAAUCAAGGGUUCACACAACGGUACCUUAAAGAGGGAGAACAUAGCGCCUGACUAUCCUCUGACACUGCUGGAGGGACUGACCACUAUAACACACUACUGUCUGCUGGACCACAAGAAAGCAACUGCAGGCGGUGAUGUUCCAGACCUGCGAAAUGCCAGCAAUGCCAUUCUGGAGGAGUUUCCACAUAUGAUUAGCAGCAUGGCCUUACUCUGGGGCGUGGUCAAGGGCUGUGACUCCACCCAUGGUAGUAGAACCACACCCACUUCUGUGUACUUUAAAAGCACUAAGAUCCUGCGGCAAAAGGUUCUGGAGUUCUUAAUGCCAUUGACCCAGCAGUUUGGAGUGCAGGUCAUGGCCUCUGUGGCCGCUGUGUGGAAUAGCAGGAAAAGCCGUAAAAGACGUUCCAGAAACAAGAUUUUACCAGAUGCUAGUGAUUCUCAGAUGACCCUAGUGGAUCUAGUGAAGGCAUUAAACACACUCCGUACAGACACCAUACUACAGCUCAUCAGAGAGGUGGUGAAGAAACCUCAUCAGAUCAAGGGAGACCAGAAGUCUACUUUAGUUGACAUUCCAAUGCUGCAGUUCAGCUACGUCUACAUUCAAAGUCUCACCGCUCAAGCUCUUCAGGAGAACAUUAAUCCUCUCCUCUGUCUGCUCAGAGAAUCUGUUCAGCUCAACCUUGCCCCACCUGGACACUUCUUACUCCUUGGCAUCCUUAAUGACUGUGUAAAUAGACUUCCCAAUAUCGACAACAAGAGGGAUACCAAAGAACUGCAGGAAGUGAGCCAGCGUAUACUGGAAGCGGUGGGAGCUGUGGCCGGCUCGUCUCUCGAGCAGACCAGCUGGCUGAGUAGAAACCUGGAGGUAAAAGCACAGCCUCAAGUCUGUCUUCAGGGAGAUGAAGAUGACCAUGACGGAAAUGAAUUUGAAGAGUGUGCAGGUCAGGGCAGUACUAUGGUAUCGUCUUCAGCACCAUCUGUAUUCAGUGUACAAGCUCUGGUUCUGCUGGCUGAGGUUCUGGCUCCACUUUUGGACAUGGUCUAUCGCAGCGACGAGAAGGAGAAAGCUGUGCCUCUCAUUUCACGUCUAAUGUAUUAUGUUUUUCCCUAUCUAAAAAAUCACAGUGCCUAUAACAUGCCUAGUUUCUGUGCGGGUGCUCAGUUGUUGAGCAGUCUGAGUGGAUAUGCCUACACUAAGCGAGCGUGGAAGAAAGAGGUGCUGGAGCUCUUCAUGGACCCUCUGUUUUUCACAAUGGAGUCCUCAUGUUCCUGCCACUGGAGAUCCAUCAUAGACCAUCUUCUGACUCAUGAGAAAACAAUGUUCAAAGACUUGAUGAGUAUGCAGAGCAGUUCUUUAAAACUCUUCAACAGCGCUGAGCAGAAGCCUAUGUUACUGAAGCGACAGGCUUUUGCCAUGUUUAGUGGAGAAAAUGACCAGUAUCACUUCUAUUUGCCUCUCAUUCAAGAGCGUCUGACAGAGAACCUGCGUGUAGGACAGACGCCAUCAGUGUCCGCUCAGAUGUUUCUCAUGUUUCGUGUUCUCCUUUUGAGGAUCUCACCACAACAUCUCACCUCCCUCUGGCCAAUCAUGGUGACUGAGCUGAUACGCAUUUUUAACCGCCUUGAAAAGGCACUGCUGGAUGAUAAAGAAGUUUCAAAGAGUAAAUUGCGGGGUGGCCAUGACAAGAAUGGUCUACUGUGUUUCCCUCAGGCCGAGCUGGACAUGUACUUGUCAGCCUGCAAGUUCCUGGACACCGCAGUGUCUUUCCCUCCAGACCACAUGCCUCUGUUUCAAAUGUAUCGCUGGGCUUUCAUUCCUGAGGUAGAUGUCGACCAUUAUGACGGACCAGGAAAUACUCUGCUGGAAGGCGAACAAGAGUGUAAACCUCAUAUUGUCAGGAUACUGGAUGGAAUAAACCGACGCUACGGGGAUCUGAAUGGAACAGCAGCGGAGUCGAGCACAGAUCGAGUGGAGUUUCCUUUGCUCACGCUGCGCUCUCUCUACUCUAUUGUGGAUCUGGUGCCAUUCUUCAACACCCUCUGCUGCUCUUUUAAUGGCUCCUCCUCUGCACACCUCUCUCAUUAUGCCGCCGACUACCCGCCGUCCAGCAGUGAUCAGGUCAUGAAGCGCCUGGAGCACAUCACCGAAGGAGAGUUCCUGGAUGGAAUGGACAGUUAAAUGAGAAAUCCCAUCCCUAAACCUCUUACUCAAAGUCUGUAUUUCCUUUUGGAUUUUAUGUAAUCAGUUUCUCUUCAUUGUUAAAGGUGCAAUGAGCUUUCAUUGUAGCAAAGUAGUUUACAUGAAAUGUUUAAAGGACCCUGAUUAGUUUCUUAAGAUCUUAAUCGAUGCACGUCAAGUUAAAGGUCUUAAACUUUGACUAUUCUAAGACGUACAUGCUGUGAAUGUAUAUCAUUUUUGUUUUAAUUUGGCUUAAUGUGGGCUUUGCAUUAAUUCUGUGCACAUUCCAUUAAUGUUCGUUAGUGAUUGAGCCAAAUUAAAGAUUAUUUGGUCAUUAAGGAAAUGUAUUACUUGAUUGGUCCAUGGCAUUUAUUUCAGUUGUAUCUUAGGCUAUUAGUCAUUUCUCAAACUGAAAUCCAAUUGCAGUGUUUUUCCUGAACUGUUUUUUUUUCAUCUUCAUGAAAGUCUCAUCUAUCUGUUGGAAAAUAUUGACAAUGUCAUUUGUUUGCCUGCCAGUAUCCGUUGCUUUCUGAAUGUCUUCUAUUCUGCUGUAUUUCCUCUCCCUCUUUAAAUUAAGGAAAAUAUACAUCUUUAUUCUUAUGUGGAUAUUGAAUGUCUAUAUAGAAUAAAUAUUCUGUUAAUAUUUACAGCAGAGGAAUUGUAAUGCACUUUUUUUCUGUACCCAAGGGAAUUGUUUUCAUCCAUGUCUGUGUGUGACCUUAAGGACGUUUUUAUGUUGUUGCUUUAAUACUAGCAUGCAGAACCAGAUUCAGCUAUCUCAAAUGCUACUUGCUAGAAUACAUUGCCCUUUGAUUGAAGUGCCUCAAAACAAAUGCUCUAGUUAAGGAAUAGUUUUAGAUGUUCUGUAGUUGUAGUGGCAGAAAAUGGCAAAAGAGAAGCUAAUAAUUCCAGUAAUCGUUAUUCCUCAAGUGAAAACACAAAGACGUCCACAUCUUCACUCCAUGUUGUUUAGUGGUUUAUUCUCUGGAAUGUAUUCAUUUUAAAUUGUACUUUUUAAUUUAUAUUAAUGCUUAUUAAAGUGAAUUAUUUUAAGCAAAUAUUCUGCAGAUCUGAAUAAAAUUGCU